AUGCCUCGUGCAGGCAAACCCCCGGGGGCACGACUCCGAUGUCGACGAGCCUGCGACAGCUGUAAACGACGGAAACAAAAAUGCAAUGGCGAACAACCAUGUACAAUCUGUGUGCAGAGACACAAGGAGUCUGAAUGCCAUUUCUCUGAUCGCCCCGCACGUCUUCUCCAGCCUGACACGAAAGAUUCAACCAUGCUGCUCAGUGAGCGUGUGGUUCCCUCGCCACACCGGGAAACUGCCAUGGAUCACUUAUUGAAUUCGCUGGAAGAUCGUGGUAUGAAUUUGGAACAGGCAUCCCGGGACGACAAGGACCUUGGAACAGCCCCAGUUCCCAAAGUCGCGCGCCUUCUUCGCGAUGGACAGGGCAAAUUUAUGUACAUCGGAGACUCCGCCUCAUUAAGUUUUCUUCAAAGUGUGCGUCGGGUGGUCUCCUCAUCCAUCGGCCGAUGUGCAUUCACUGAAGAUAACUCGCGACACUCCAUGCUGGAAGCUUUUCAAAAUAAUCCCAGUACUCAGCCUUUGCCACUCAUUCCGCCGCCGAGUAAUGAUGAAGCUCAGCGACGGGCCAGGCAGUUUGUUUUAGCUACAAAUCCUUUACUCGAUCUGUUCGACUUGGAAGAAUUUCACCCUCGACUAGCAAAUUGGGUAGGAAAUCCAUCCGGGGACGAAGACACCGUCAGCUCCAUAUUCUACCUUGUCCUAGCUAUUGGAUCGCAGGUAUCAGACAUCAAUCAGAACCUAGCCGAACAGUAUUUUAGCAGCGGUCGACAAUUGGCAUUUUCAGCUUUCCAGGAAACUCCUAGCAUUUAUACUAUCCAGUCCUAUAUUCUGGUAUCAAUGUACAUGCUUGGUGCUUGUAGGCGCAACGGCGCUUUUAUGAACCUUGGAGUGGCUUUGCGAGCUGCUUAUGCUGUGGGUAUACACCGUAAGGAUGCCAAUGCUCUCUUCUGUGGGCCCGAACGCCGAGCACGAGAACGGGUGUGGAAGAGUCUCAGGAUGAUGGAUCUGUUCCUCAGUGCCUCCUUGGGUCGUCCACCCGCGACAUCAGAUUUUGAUUAUGAUGUUCGCGACGACGCUCUCACAUACCAAUAUCAGCUUGAGAAUAAAACCCCAGAGCAACAGCUUUCCAUAGCUGUAAUAUCGCUUUGUCGAAUCUUUGAGCGCAUUCUGACAGAUGUUUACAUGAGACAAGUUAUCUCAAUCAAUGUCGCAGAGUCCAUAUCAAACCAACAUCGUGCAUGGGUUCGCAGUCUGCCACCUUUUCUGAAUAUGCAGACGAAACGGCUCGAAACUAGCUCGAUGGAAGAGAGCUUGCUCGCGUCUCAUGUGUUGGGGUCAUAUUACUGGUCAAUCAUUCUCCUAACACGUCCCUUUCUCGUAUACUUUGUGGCUCAGUAUGUUAAAAGUAAAUCCGACCCAUCUACAUCAUCUGAAACGCGAAAUCGCAGCUCUCGCGUCUCCCUUUUCGCUGAUGCUUGCGUCUACUCUGCACUUCGAGAUCUUGAUGCGAUGGAAGACCUGGGUCGAUUUACAUCAUUACCACGUCGUCUACCAUUCUUAAUAAACUCCGUCUUCAACUCCGCUGUUGUUAUCGGCGCUGCAUUCUUCGCCGAUUACGACAAUCUUCUGCCUUUGGAAGAGGGCUUGAACAAGGCAGAAAAAUUCCUGGAGCUAUUUGUCCCUCACGACCCACACGCAUGUCGUUUCUCACAGAUUAUCAAAUACCUCCGCGGUGCUGUCACGGAAUAUGUCCAGCGACGCAAUCACCAAUGGAUGGAUAGCCGAAGUAGGCAGGUAGAUCAACUCUUCGGCCAAGUCGGCGGCUUCAGCGAUUCUCCCCCUCUCAGCUCAGCUUCUGCUCGGUAUCGCGAUAUUGAUAAACCUUCCCAUCUAACUGACUCUCAACAUACUCCCAUCGUCCCCUCUCCAACCCCAUCUGGCAAGCUUGCCGAAGCUACCCAUACUUCAUUCAUGACCUCACAAUCAUCAACUCACCCGCCAAACGACGUAUGGGAUGCUUUCUAUAACGGUUCAGACGGUACGGCACACUUGCCGUACGAUGCUGCUAUAUCUACUCUGACUACAUCGGGUAUUCCUGUUGGCUGUUCACCUGGUGGUACCAUCCCAUCUGGACCACCCCCUGUAUCUGGUGGACCAUCGCCUCUCUCUGACGUAAUGGUUCCAGAGAGUGGGUUAUUAUAUAUGGCUGAAGACCUUUCUGUAUUCGGAAUAUGGGAAGACGCUUGA
Penicillium taxi is the source of this 2247-nucleotide messenger RNA. RefSeq names its product putative C6 transcription factor. The record is from RefSeq and is a predicted model, not a curated record. Lineage: Eukaryota; Fungi; Ascomycota; Eurotiomycetes; Eurotiales; Aspergillaceae. The transcript has a single exon. The coding region runs from base 1 to 2247 and encodes 748 amino acids. Gene Ontology annotation, cellular component: nucleus. Gene Ontology annotation, biological process: DNA-templated transcription; positive regulation of transcription from RNA polymerase II promoter by galactose. Gene Ontology annotation, molecular function: DNA-binding transcription factor activity, RNA polymerase II-specific; RNA polymerase II cis-regulatory region sequence-specific DNA binding; zinc ion binding.